GGAUGCUGGAGCUUGGCUUGGCUUGAGGAGCAGAUUUCUCAGGGGACGCAACUUAUUCACACACUCUACCGUGAUAAAAAUGAACUGUUGUCUUCAUUGAAAAGAAGCGGUAUAAGGUCCACCUAACACAUGCCGCCCAAAACGGUUACUUAAAGUCUACGGAAAGAUUAAGAUGGUACUAUGGCUGCGUUUUAUGUAGCGGAAUGAGGAGCUCUGAAACUAAGCUGCCACUGCUGUCUGAUGAUGAUGCCACCACCACCACCAUAUUGAAAACCAGAAAAAGUCUUUGAGCAUUUUUUUUCCUGUAUAAAGUCUUCACUUGCGGAUGGAAGGACAGUUGAAUGGUGAUCUAACUGGGCUUAGUUCAGUGGUGGAGCACAUACUUGCUUUCACUUCAGGAUGAAGAAGGAAGGAUGAUGGAUGACUUGUAGCCUAUUGCCAAAUCCUGGCACUGCUGCACAUCCAGCAGUACUUCUACAUGAUCCCAUGACUCUUGAUAUGGAUGCGGUCCUGUCAGACUUUGUUCGGUCCACAGGGGCAGAACCGGGUUUGGCAAGAGACUUGCUAGAAGGCAAAAAUUGGGAUUUGACAGCUGCCCUGAGUGACUAUGAGCAGCUUAGGCAGGUUCAUACAGCUAAUCUGCCACAAGCGUUCAACGAAGGGAAGUAUCCUAAGCCGCAGCAGGAAACGGAUCCUUCCCAACAGGUGAACAAGAGUGAGCGACCAUCACUUCAAAGACAGGAUGACAUUGCUCAAGAAAAGAGGCUGUCUAGAGGAAUUUCUCAUGCCAGCUCAGCCAUAGUCUCCCUUGCUCGGUCCCAUGUGGCCAGUGAAUGCAACAAUGAACAUUUUCCUUUGGAGAUGCCCAUCUACACAUUCCAGCUCCCUGACCUUAGUGUUUACAGUGAAGACUUUAGAAGCUUCAUUGAGCGGGACUUGAUUGAGCAAGCAACCAUGGCUGCUCUGGAACAAGCUGGUCGGCUUAACUGGUGGUCCACAGUGUGUACAAGCUGUAAACGCCUUCUCCCACUGGCCACCACAGGGGAUGGCAACUGCCUGUUGCAUGCGGCUUCCCUAGGAAUGUGGGGGUUUCAUGACCGGGACCUUGUAUUACGGAAAGCGCUUUACACAAUGAUGCGAAGUGGAGCUGAAAGGGAAGCCCUGAAGAGAAGGUGGCGCUGGCAGCAGACACAGCAGAAUAAAGAGUCAGGGUUAGUUUACACAGAAGAAGAGUGGGAGCGGGAAUGGAAUGAACUGCUCAAACUGGCUUCCAGUGAACCACGAACUCACUUCAGCAAAAAUGGAGGCACUGGAGGCGGAGUUGACAACUCUGAAGAUCCUGUGUAUGAGAGCCUAGAGGAGUUCCACGUUUUUGUCCUGGCACAUAUAUUAAGGCGACCGAUUGUUGUAGUUGCAGACACAAUGUUACGAGACUCGGGAGGAGAAGCAUUUGCACCAAUUCCAUUUGGUGGAAUUUACUUGCCUUUGGAAGUCAUGCCUAACCGAUGUCAUUGCUCACCUCUAGUCCUUGCCUAUGAUCAAGCGCAUUUCUCCGCUCUUGUGUCUAUGGAGCAAAAAGAUCAACAAAGGGAACAAGCGGUGAUCCCUCUGACUGAUUCUGAACACAAGUUACUACCUUUGCACUUUGCGGUUGAUCCUGGGAAAGAUUGGGAGUGGGGGAAGGAUGACAAUGAUAACUCCAAGCUGGCCAAUUUGAUUCUGUCUCUGGAGGCAAAGCUUAAUCUUCUGCACAGUUACAUGAAUGUAACCUGGAUACGCAUACCAUCGGAAACACGGGCUCCUCUGGCUCAGCCAGAAUCUCCUACUGCGUCAGCAGGAGAGGAUGUUCAGUCUCUCGCUGAUUCCAUGGACUCCGACAGGGAUUCCAUCUGCAGCAAUUCUAAUGGCAAUAAUGGGAAAAAUGGGAAAGAGAAAGAAAAGCAAAGGAAGGACAAAGAAAAAAACAGGGCUGAUUCAGUUGCUAACAAACUUGGGAGUCUCAGUAAAACUCUAGGCAUCAAGCUAAAGAAGAAUAUGGGUGGGCUUGGGGGACUAGUGCAUGGCAAAAUGAGCAGAGCAAAUUCAGGAAAUGGGAAAAAUGGGGAGAUCAUUGAGAAAGUCAAAGAGAAGAAGUCUAAGUCACGCAAAGGAAGCAAAGAAGAAUCUGGCCAGUCUGCAAGCACUUCUCCAUCUGAAAAGACAACCCCCUCUCCCACGGAAAAGACAAGCAUUUCGCCUGUUGAAAAAAUGAAUUCUAAAUCCCCUUCAGAUAAACAGUCAGACCCAUGGAAGUACAGUACUGAUGUGAAGCUGAGCCUCAACAUCUUGAGAGCCGCCAUGCAAGGGGAGCGGAAGUUCAUCUUUGCUGGCCUCCUCUUGACCAGCCAUAGACAUCAGUUCCAUGAGGAGAUGAUUGGCUAUUACUUGACCAGCGCCCAGGAGCGCUUUAGUGCUGAACAGGAGCAGAAGAGGAAAGAGGCAGAGAAGAAGGCUACUCUCAAUGGAUCGUCAUGCAGGAAACUGGAGCAAGAAAUGUACUCAAAAGAGAAGUUGGAAUCAUCUCCUCAGGGAAGGGCAUCACCAGUCUUGCCUCAAAGCCAUACGACUCAACUGGUUUUAAAGUUUAAAGACCGUACUAGUCCCACACCAGGGUCAUUUUCGUCACCUACCAUUGGUGCCAAGAAAAGUGGACCCAUUCCAUUGUCUGCCCACUAUAGCCAUACACCCCCUGUUCAGAGGCAAAGUGUCAUCCACUUGCACGAUGUCAAUUCCAAGCCAUCAAGCUUCCAGGAUGAUACCUACAAGCCAGUGGUUGGCACCUUAAAAACAUGUGCCACAUAUCCCCAACAGAACCGGUCAUUGUCUUCACAGAGCUAUAGCCCAGCCCGAAUAGCAGGCAUCCGUACGGUCAACACAGUGGAGUCACUGACCUAUGUUAUGCCUACGGACCACAAGUCACAAACAUAUACUAAUGGGUUUAAUACCAGUGACAUCAGAGACUGCUUGGAAUAUGCUGAUGAGGAUGCACCACAGACCUGGUUGAACAAUGACAAAAAUCGAGGCAGGAGCACAAUUAGCCCAAUAUAUUCAAUCCAGCAGAACCGCUGCAAGAAAGAGAACUGCUCUUUUUAUGGUCGCCCCGAGACUGAAAACUAUUGUUCCUACUGCUAUAAGGAGGAGCUGAAACGCAGGGAGCAAGAAAGUAAGGGGCACCGACAUUGAAGGUGAUGGAGCUCCUCCCAUGAAUAUUUAUUUCCUCCAUUUUAUUACUUGUAAGGUAUGUGGCAAUGGAUUACAGGAGGAAGGAAGAGAGAAUCCUGCAGAGGGAUCUGUGGGGAGAAAGGUCCAGCUUAUUUGUUUUUCCCCUGCAGCAAUGAAAAACUAAGAAUUUAUUUAUCAUAAAGAGUUUAUUAUUUUCCAUUUUGUCAGUGUCUUUUUUACAUACACUGGUAAGCUGAAAGGUUCUUUACUCCUUUGUCAGUGCUGUGUAUACGUUUGGUCAAAAUUUUUCUAAUGGUGCCUGAAUUUACACUGACAUCACUCAGGUAGUAGGAAGAUAGGGAAAAAGUCAUAAUAACUGGAAAUGUGGUAUUGUAAUAAGAUGUGUCUGUCUCAUUCUUUAGAGCCAUCUCAGUUGGAGAAAUAUAACUUUUUCAUAGCUCUUUCCUCUUCCUUUAAAAAUUGGGGGAAGUAAUUUGCGUAUAGUUCAUACUAACAUGCUAACAUCCUUGCUUGUAUUAUUUUAGUAGUCCUGUUUUCUCCACAGAUACACAAAUGAAAGCCUGGAUUCAUUAGCAAGCUUCUCUUACAAAACACAUAUUCUUGGUUUUAUUGAUGUAAGCAAACUCCAGUUUUGUACUGCACAGAAUGUCCAAGAAAGAAAUGUGCUUAUCCUCCAGAUGACAUAUCUAUUUUAUUUUUAGACAGGACUCAAGCCCUUAUGGUUGAAAAUAAGUACUUUACAAUUCAACAGUUGGGCUAUUGGAUGACGAAACAACUGCCUCAAUAGCUUUGUCUUACACCUGUCUUAAACCUCAUUCAGUGCAACCACAUAGCUAAGGGCCCUGUAUCUCACUGAUCAUAUCCUUUCCUUGGUCGUUUUGGCCAGUUUAUCGACACUGCUUAUUGGAACCACAUUAUUUAGCUAUUAAUUCCCAAGAAUUAAAGAACUGAAAUAUUGGCAUAUGGAAGCCUUCAUAUUUUUUAUUAUUCAUAUAGCACAAUGUAGAGCUGCUACCUCUUUGCAGAGAAGACAAAAAUUGUUAUUGUUAAUUUGCACAUGUGUUGCAGGCAACUCCCUGUUUGCACAGGAGUUGUAUUCCGGGUCAUUGCGCACAUCAGCUGAAAACGAAACAUCAGCAGUCACACAUCAAUUGGACAUGCACAAAAUGGUCUUAAACACUUACAAGGACAGCUCAUGGAUUUGUGUUUAAAGUC
Messenger RNA from Zootoca vivipara (common lizard), 4437 nucleotides. Lineage: Eukaryota; Metazoa; Chordata; Lepidosauria; Squamata; Lacertidae. The record is from RefSeq and is a predicted model, not a curated record.